Messenger RNA from Lodderomyces elongisporus, 969 nucleotides. RefSeq names its product sedoheptulose-7-phosphate:D-glyceraldehyde-3-phosphate transaldolase (gene TAL1). The record is from RefSeq and is a predicted model, not a curated record. Bases 1 to 969 code for a protein of 322 amino acids. The transcript has a single exon. Gene Ontology annotation, cellular component: intracellular anatomical structure; cytoplasm. Gene Ontology annotation, biological process: pentose-phosphate shunt; pentose-phosphate shunt, non-oxidative branch; carbohydrate metabolic process. Gene Ontology annotation, molecular function: transaldolase activity. NCBI's taxonomy places the organism in Eukaryota, Fungi, Ascomycota, Pichiomycetes, Serinales, Debaryomycetaceae.
AUGGGCAAAACUUCAUUAGAACAAUUGAAAGAAUACACCACUGUUGUCAGUGACACCGGUAUCAUCAACGAUAUCAAAAAGUACACUCCACGUGACGCCACCACCAACCCAUCAUUGAUCUUGGCCGCCACCAAGGACCCAGCCUACGCUACAUUGAUUGACGUUGCUGUUGAUUACGCCAAGGACAAGGGCUCUUCUGCUGAGGAAAAAGCCAACAUUGCCUUGGACAGAUUAUUGAUUGAGUUUGGUAAGGAAAUUUUAAAGAUUGUUCCAGGUAGAGUUUCUACUGAAGUUGACGCUAGAUUGUCCUUUGACAAGGAAGCCACCAUCAAGAAGGCCCUCCACUUGAUUGACUUGUACAAGCAAGAAGGUAUCGACAAGGAGAGAAUUUUGAUCAAGAUUGCUUCUACUUGGGAAGGUAUCCAAGCUGCUAAGGAGUUGGAGGAAAAAUAUGGAAUCCACUGUAACUUGACCUUGUUGUUCUCAUUCGAACAAGCUGUUGCAUGUGCAGAGGCCAAGGUUACCUUGAUCUCACCAUUUGUUGGUAGAAUCUUGGACUGGUACAAGGCCUCUACCGGUGAAACUUAUACUGCUGAAACCGACCCAGGUGUCAAGUCAGUUAGAGCAAUCUACAACUACUACAAGAAGUACGACUACAAGACCAUUGUUAUGGGUGCUUCAUUCAGAAACACCGGUGAGAUUUACGCUUUGGCUGGUUGUGACUUCCUUACAAUUGCUCCAAAAUUGUUGGAAGAAUUGUACAACUCCGACCAAGAAGUUAAACCACACUUGAAUGUCGAAAGCGCAAAGGCCUCUGACGUUGCCAAGGUUUCAUACAUUAACGAUGAAGCUGCUUUCAGAUUUGCAUUGAAUGAAGACGCUAUGGCCACCGAGAAGUUGUCUCAAGGUAUCAGAGGAUUCAGUAAGGAUGCUGUUACCUUGUUGAAAGAUUUGGAAAAGAGAUUUUAG